ACUUCUUAUAGUCAAGUUAUAUAAUAAAAGUCAGUGUUAUUUUUGCUGUCUGUGAACACGGUCCGGUUGUGAUGCGGGUCCAGGACGACUUCGCAAACUGUGAGAACAAUGUUCGUAUGGAUGGACAAGUGGCCAUCGUUACUGGAGCUACUGCCGGCAUAGGGUUUGAAGUUGCCAAAAAUUUUGCGAAAAGAGGAGCCAGAGUCAUAAUAGGCAGCAGGAACCCUGCUAAAAUGGAUAAAGCAAAAAACGCAAUCAUACAAAGCUCUGGAAAUACGAACAUUUCAACCAGAAAACUCGACUUCGCCUCUUUAAAGUCUAUUCGAAGGUUCGCAAGUGCAAUAUAUAUGAGUGAACCCAAAUUAAACAUACUAAUCAACAACAUCGGCGCCCUCGGCUUACCAGAUCGACUGACGAAGGACAAACUUAAUCUGAUGAUGCAAGUUAACUACUUUGGGGCCUUCCUGCUAACCUUCUUACUAUUGCCUUUAUUAAGGACUUCAGCCCCGAGCAGGAUCGUGAAUGUGUCGUCUAUAACUCUACUUCUGGGUCACAUUGAACUCGAUCAUAUGAACGAUGUUGGAAGAUUUUCAAGCUUCGGAAUGUAUUGCAACUCAAAGUUAGCAGAUAUAUUGUUUACUGUUGAAAUGAACAAACGGCUACGAGGCAGUGGCGUUAACGUGUACAGUAUGGACCCCGGGCUGAGUAAGUCUGAGUUCUUCAGAGAUUUUAACGACACAACCUUAAGAAAUGUUUUUAAUGCAGGCAUGUUGUUAUUGGGACGCGAUUUAGAUAGGGUUGCUACAAUGCCAGUGUUCUUAGCGACAGAUCCGAGAGUCCAAAAUUCGAGCGGUAAGCAUUUCAGAGACUGCGCUGAAUUCUACAGUUCGUGGUUUGCUGAAGACGCUGACUUAACUCGGAAACUGUGGGAGGAAUCAAAACGAUUAGUAAACAUCACCACUCAAGAGGACUGGGAACUUAAAUAGGGAGAAAAGACAUCCCACAAUCAAAGAAACAAACAAGUAGGCUUUAUCAUUAAUUAAAUAGUGUCAUUAAAAUGUUUUUAAAACAUUAUAGACUACGUUUGUGUUGUGUUUUAUAAUAAAUUAUAUUAUCAUAAAAUAGUAUAUUAGCGUAAGUAACAUGUUUAAAUUAUAUUUAAAUAGGUAUUUAUAGUUAUUAAUUUUAUAAGGUAAUAGU
Molecule: messenger RNA, 1200 nt
Organism: Danaus plexippus (monarch butterfly)
Lineage: Eukaryota; Metazoa; Arthropoda; Insecta; Lepidoptera; Nymphalidae
Product: retinol dehydrogenase 13-like
Exons: 1
Coding region: 72-986 (304 amino acids)
Source: RefSeq, a predicted model, not a curated record